Molecule: messenger RNA, 405 nt
Organism: Corapipo altera (White-ruffed manakin)
Lineage: Eukaryota; Metazoa; Chordata; Aves; Passeriformes; Pipridae
Gene: NOP53
Product: NOP53 ribosome biogenesis factor
Exons: 3
Coding region: 34-381 (115 amino acids)
Biological process (GO): rRNA processing; ribosomal large subunit assembly
Cellular component (GO): nucleolus
Molecular function (GO): 5S rRNA binding
Source: RefSeq, a predicted model, not a curated record
CCUCCCCUUCCUUUCCCGCUCUGCCCUCACGAAAUGGCGGCGGCCGAGUCGUUCCUUCCCUUCGGCCCCGGGGCCCGGAGCGGCCCCUCCGCCGCCUCCCGCCGCCGCUCCCGCGGGCCCCGCAACCGCAAGAAGGGCUGGAAGCGCUGGAGCGGCCCCGAGGCGCGGCUGGGCCGCGAGAUCGGCGAUUUCCUCGAGGACGUGGGGCUGCAGGAGCGGGCGGCGGGGGGCCUGAUCUCGGAGCAGCCCAACGAGGGGCUUUUCUUUGUGGACACGGGAAAUGCCCCCAAAGGCCGACGCCUCAGGAGGACCCCAGAGAAGCCCCUUCACGUGGACCUCGUUCUCCAGCCCCUCUCCAAGGUGCCCCCUCCCAAAAAGUGAGUCCAAAGGGGCGAUUUUUGGGGU